UCAACUGAUAAGGCGUGUGGGAACCACGUCAAUUUUGCUUACUGUAAUAAAAAAACAAUCAGAGAUUUUUAUUAUUUUUUUCUUCUCCCUCAAGAUAGAUAGACAGACUGUUUGGUUUUUUCAUUCAAUUAACAACAUUAUUCAUUGUUUCUGGGCUCCUUUCUCUCUUCUUCUUCAUCUUCUUCUAACUAAAUAGAUCCUUGUUCAAAUUCUCGAUUUUAGGUCAGGAUCUGGUUAUUGGAUUUUGAAGAAAGCUCUCUCUCUCUCUAAUCAUAUUUAUUUAAGGUUAAUCUGAUCUGUGGAAAUGGAAUUUUUCUUUGGAGCCAUGAAUGGAGGGUCACAGAAUUCAGAAUGUCAAUUUGCUCAAGAGGGCAUUCAAAAAUGUCCAUUUCUUAGGAACAUUAACGAACCCACUAACUUCGCCUUUGCCAAACCAAUGAAUUUCUCAAUGCCUGUGAAGGGUGCAAAAGGUCCAAUUUUCGAAGAUGGUCCUAAUUUUGAUAUGGCAUUUAAGGUUUUCCAUGGGAAUGAUGGAGUGGUUCCACUCUCCGGAAGAUCUUAUCUAGGCAGUGAGAAUUUGGAAUCUGAGUCUAAACCCGUUCAGUUCAAUCCUUUAGCAGCAAAGGCGGCCUCAAUUAGUCUCUCGUCAGCCUUUGGACCAGGUGGACCAUUCGGUUUUGAUUUUUUCAACAAAAAAUUUAAUUCCAAGAACAAAAAUUCUUCCAAGGGAGGAAACUCGUCACACGAAGCAGUAGGAAAUGAGUGGUUGGAACAAGGGAACUGUCCAAUUGCUAAGUCUUAUAGAGCAGUUAGUGGUGUCCUGCCGUUGGUAGCUAAGGCUCUGCAGCCUCCGCCAGGCAUGAAAUUUAAAUGCCCGCCUGCAAUAGUAGCAGCUAGGGCAGCAUUGGCAAGGACAGCUCUGGUGAAGACCCUUCGCCCACAAGCUCUGUCAACGAAGAUGUUGGCAAUUGGCAUGUUGGGAAUGGCAGCUAAUGUCCCAUUAGGCAUAUGGAGGGAGCACACAGAAAAGUUCUCGGUCUCAUGGUUUGCAGCCGUACAUGCAGCGGUACCUUUUAUAGCAAUGCUUCGGAAAUCUGUUUUGAUGCCUAAGACAGCUAUGGCUUUCACGAUUGGUGCUUCUAUUUUGGGACAAGUUAUUGGAUCAAGAGCUGAACGUAUUCGACUCAAAAAGGUUGCAGCCAAGAAGGCAGAAAUGGCAAUGACAGCCUCUAUGGACAGUUCCAGUCAAUUGCAGGCUGUUGGUGCUAGUAACAAAGGUGCGCAGUGUGGGGAACUUGUGGUUUGGGAUCCACUUCUUCUGAAUCUGACUACCGGAUUGCCUUCUUCUUCAAGUGGAAGUUUGUGCUAUUAACUAUCACAUCAGAUGUUCCAGAGACCUCAGUCGUGGUAUGUUGUUCAAUUGUUGGUUUUGUAAAACAUUAUGUAUUUCACAUUCGAGUGAGUUCCCUAGGAAGAAAUGUAUCAUGGGGUCUGAGAAUAAAAAAGAGGGAGGAUUCGACAUUGUUUACAUAUUGUUCGAUGAACUUGACCUUAAAAUUAAAAAAAUCUAUUAUCUAUAUUUACUUU
Messenger RNA from Papaver somniferum (opium poppy), 1587 nucleotides. RefSeq lists its product as uncharacterized. The record is from RefSeq and is a predicted model, not a curated record. Gene Ontology annotation, cellular component: chloroplast. The transcript is spliced from 4 exons. Bases 305 to 1372 code for a protein of 355 amino acids. NCBI's taxonomy places the organism in Eukaryota, Viridiplantae, Streptophyta, Magnoliopsida, Ranunculales, Papaveraceae.